UUAUAUUCUCUGCCCGGCCGAGCUCCAAUAAUAUUAUAAUAAAAUCAAUCAAUCCAGGUGGGAGAGAAAAUAUCAGAGACUCAAAAUCGCAGAACCUUGUUGUCCAUUUUUCUUAAUGCUUUCUUAAUUGCUAAACAAAACAUUCAACUCUUAUUACUAUUAUUUUAUUUUGGGGUUUACGAGCUUUGCUUAGCUUCGAGGGUUUCCUCUCAUUGCACAUUAAGGCUUCCUCCAAUUUCGAUCUCCACAGCUCUCUUCAGCAUUCCGGGUUUAAGAAGUAUUGGGUGCAAAUUUUAAGCUGUAAUUAAUGAGGUCGGGUGCCUUGAGAAGGCGGCUACAUCAUGGGGAUGUUGACGGCAGAAGGAAUGAGAAUUAUGAGACAUCGGGAUUAGAUGGUUUAGAUGAACCUUUGUUAGGAAAUCAGGAUUACGAUGAGAGACAUUCUGAGGGGCAAAAGCUAGAGGAAAUUUGGGAUGAAGAGCGAAGGAAGGAACAUUUACAUUGGGCGUUUUUGUUCUCUAACUUGAUCGCGCAAUGGGCUCAAUGGAUAGCAAACAUUGUCCUUGGAUCUGGAUCAUUUAUUGCACAGCUUUUACAUCUACCUUCUAACAUCCAAAAUGGACCAAGCCAGAAACUUCUUUUGCCUGCUCUUAGUCCUUUACAGGAAGAAAGGCUGAGAAAUCUACAGCAAAGACUGGGAGUCCCCUUUGAUGGAUCUCGGCUGGAGCAUCAAGAUGCUCUUAAGCAGUUAUGGAGAUUGGCUUACCCUAAUAGGGAGCUUCCAUCUCUUAAGUCAGAGCUUUGGAAGGACAUGGGUUGGCAAGGUCCAGACCCUUCAACAGAUUUUCGGGGCGGAGGAUUCAUAUCAUUGGAGAAUCUCAUCUUUUUUGCCAAGCAAUAUCCAGAAUCUUUCCAGAGGUUGUUGCACAAACAAGAUGGAGCCCGAGCUGAUUGGGAAUAUCCAUUUGCUGUGGCUGGCAUCAAUAUUUCUUUUAUGUUAGUACAGAUGUUGGAACUGCAAACAGGAAAACCAUCUUCUGUGGCUGGAAUCCGAUUUUUGGAACUACUUGGGGAAGAUGAAAUGGCAUUCGACAAUCUUUAUUGUGUGGCCUUUCAGAUGAUGGAUGCCCAAUGGCUUGUGAAAAGGGCUUCAUACAUGCAAUUCAAUGAUGUUCUGAAGUCUACAAGAACACAGUUAGAGCGUGAGCUUGCACUUGAAGAUAUCUCGAGUGUGAAAGAUUUACCAGCAUACAAUCUGUUGAGAAGGUAGCUAUGGUUUUGGAAUCCAAAACAGAUGUUUCAUCAUUUACAGAAUUGUUGUCAUAUAUUCUUCCUUGAAAGAUCUGUAAUAAAGCAACGAAAAUUAUGUAUUCAUUAUGAAAAUCAAGUAUAGUUCUUAAAUGCAGUGACUACUCUGCUUCUUAGUUA
Theobroma umbraticum is the source of this 1428-nucleotide messenger RNA. Its product is annotated as ELMO/CED-12 family protein. Lineage: Eukaryota; Viridiplantae; Streptophyta; Magnoliopsida; Malvales; Malvaceae. The record is from RefSeq and is a predicted model, not a curated record.